CUGAAGGAUCCGCAAAGGGUUACUUUUCCGCUUCUAAAUAGGAGGAGGCUACUUCUGGGAACAGAUUGAAACCAGUCCCCUUUUCCAGUCAACUGCGCAACAAACAAUCAACCUAAUUGUGUCGGGUGGCUUUUUCUUCUCCCAUAAACACAACCAGUCCACAGGAGCAGGCAGGAUGUCGCUGACCAUGACCAAGAGUGAUGGGGUCACUGUAUUCACUAUGACCUCUGACCCCAAAAGUCCAUGGCCUCCCCUGUGCCAAAUCCUCAAGAGCCUUUGUUGCAGCCCUGUGUGCUGCUCUGUGUCUCAGCACCUGAAGAAGGUCCAGACGUCUCAGUUAGUACUGGGGGCUCUGCAGAUUAUGGUCGGGUUGCUCAACAUUGGCUUUGGGGUGAUCGUCGUUAGCAGUCUUGGUGGCCCUUGGUGGUUUAUGAAUGAAAACCUGUUUCCUGUUUGGUUCGGAGUAUUGUUUAUGUUAUUUGGCACCCUGAGCAUUUUGUCUGAGAAGUAUCCCAGCCCAUGUCUGGUCACCGUCAGUGUGGUUCUGAAUCUAGCAGGAGUUGCUUUUGCCAUUACAGCCAUCGUACUCUACAGCAUCAAUGUGGCAAACAUCUAUUUGUGGUGGUUGUGUAAUCAAGACUAUUAUUAUGGCUACACUACCCCAAGUCCAUCUUCUAAGGAGAAGGCCCUGAUGGAGGGCUGCUUGGCGAGCAAAGCAAUGGUUCUGAUGCUUAUAAGAAGCAUCAGUGCUGUGCUGAUUGUCCUGUCAGCCCUGGAGCUCUGCCUCGUCAUCAGCUCGGCUGUCUUGGGGAUCAAGGCUCUGAGGAGCAGUGAGAAGACAGAAAACAAGAGCAUCGAUGACCCAGAACUCUACAAACCACUGCUGGAGGAAGUCACCAUUAACCCUACAGCCUGAAUGAAACUCUCUCUCUGCUUUGUGAUAUUAGAUACCAGGAACUAUAAUCCUGUGCAUUUAUACCAUUGACUAUAUGUACUGUAACGUCAAUGAUUUACACACAUUCUGCUGGUAGGGUCUAACUUCUGGUCUUUUCCUACAAGGAUUGCUUAAAAGUAUUAGCACGUUUAUAUUGUAUAUGCUGCUGUCUACUUCAUUCUGGGUUGUUAGUGAUUUUCUAUCUAGCAAUGUGCCUUAUGUUUGUAGGUAAAAGUGAGGUUUAUUUGCAUGUCUGUGACAUUGAUUGACUGUUUGCUAUAUUACAAUAUUAAAGGCAUCUGAAGAUAUAUUAAAGUAUAGCUCUGUCUACAAAUAGGAAAGAUUACUAUAGUAAGCUUUUUUGCAUAUUCAUUUUCUUCAUUUGUAUUGGCACCCUGCAUUGGCACUUGGGUAGGACGCGGUUAGAAGUAGGCUAAGUGCACUCGCUUGUUCACCUCACUUGGCUGGAGUGAUUUUGGGGGGUAGGGUGAGAUCUUGAGUAAAAUUUUCUGUUGACCACAUUUUUUAUCUACAGUGGUGCAUUUGUGUUGUCUGGUGCUGUUGCGUUUUCUUUGCAUGGAUGUAUGAAAACCACAGUUAAGUGGAACCGUUGUGCAUCGCUGUGAGAUGGAAAAUAAAUGGGAUAAAUGGUGUGUGCGAAA
Messenger RNA from Micropterus dolomieu (smallmouth bass), 1596 nucleotides. Its product is annotated as membrane-spanning 4-domains subfamily A member 8-like. The transcript has 7 exons. Bases 176 to 916 code for a protein of 246 amino acids. Lineage: Eukaryota; Metazoa; Chordata; Actinopteri; Centrarchiformes; Centrarchidae. Gene Ontology annotation, cellular component: membrane. The record is from RefSeq and is a predicted model, not a curated record.